This is a messenger RNA of Candidozyma auris, 1158 nucleotides long. Its product is annotated as 3'-5'-exodeoxyribonuclease. Lineage: Eukaryota; Fungi; Ascomycota; Pichiomycetes; Serinales; Metschnikowiaceae. The record is from RefSeq and is a predicted model, not a curated record. The transcript has a single exon. Gene Ontology annotation, molecular function: 3'-5'-DNA exonuclease activity. The coding region runs from base 1 to 1158 and encodes 385 amino acids. Gene Ontology annotation, cellular component: cytosol.
AUGGCCGCUAGAACUUGGAAGCCUCGCUACUUCGAUAUCGGAGUCAACUUCUCUGACUCCAUGUUUCAUGGUUGCUAUAACGGCUCACUUAAUGCUAAGCACCCGCCUGAUGUGGAAAAGGUAAUCGACCGUGCGAGGAGAUUCAAUGUCAAUAAGAUGCUUAUCACGGCCUCGUCAAUUAGCGAGAGCAAAGAUCACUUACCGCUUGUACAGAAACACAAAGGUGAUUUUGGGUCUACAGUGGGCGUACAUCCAUGUACGGUGGCCCAAGAGUUUUACGGUUCAGUGGAAAGCGCUGAGCUCCUAUCAGAUACUGAAGACAAGCUUAGACAGCUUGCGGAAAUUGCUAAGGAAGGUGUGGAAAAGGGACUUAUAAAGGCUUUUGGAGAGAUUGGUUUGGACUAUGACCGCCUUCAUUAUUCCACGGUGGAGCAGCAGAAGACAAUGUUUACAAGACAGCUUGAAGUGGUCGCUUCCCUCAAACAUCUCGAGCUUCCUUUGUUUCUACAUAUGAGGAGCGCUUGUGAUGACUUUGUUGACAUCAUCAAGCCUUUUAUAGAGAGAAAAGAUGUUGGCCCUGGCGUCGUCCACUCUUUUACUGGUACUGAAGAGGAGCUUAAGAAGUUGCUUGAUCUUGGUUUUUAUAUUGGUGUGAACGGAUGUUCCUUGAAGACUGAAGAGAACCUAGCCGUUGCGAAGAAGAUUCCAGCGAGCAAGCUUCUCAUCGAAACGGAUGCUCCAUGGUGUGAGAUUAGAAAAAGCCAUGCAUCUUACAAAUACUUGAAACCUUACCCUAGCUUAUUUUACCCUGAAGUCCCUAUCAAAAUCCUCGAUGACCUGCUGAAGUCACCAACUCCGUCAGGAAAGAAGCAACCACAGGCAAAACUUGAUGACUUUUUGCCAUUUCCUUCUAUCAAAAAGGAAAACUAUUACAAGCAUACCGAGGCGGCUCAGAAACGUCUCGAAAACAUCGGAGAGGCGCCCUCUACUGAAAUUGGUGAGUUUGCGUACCCUUUGAUGAAAUCCAGAAAUGAACCCGUUUUUGUGGGGCAUGUUGCUUGCAUUAUGGCCUCCUUGUACGGGCUUGAAACUGAAGAAGACAUAAAGAAGUUCAUCGACCAGGUAUACGAGAGCUCAUGCAAGUUAUUUAAGCUAUAA